AUGAAGACUGUAUACUCGACAUUGGGCUUUGCCCUUGGUGCCUCUGCUGCCUCCCUGGUUGCUCGUGACCAAUGCUGCUUCUCCUUGACCGCCGCCGGUGGCAAGAGUGGUGUUGUUGGUCAGCUCGGUGAUGGUCAGAACAGAAUUGGCCAGACUGCUGGACUUUCUACCGGACAGGCUACCUACUGCAUCAAUAAUGGUGGUCUGACUGACGAGAACGGCCGUGGAUGUAUCCUCACUCCUCCCACCACUCAGUUCCAAUGCGAUGUUGGUGCUGCUCCCACUACUGGAUUCGCAGUCAGCUCCAGCGGUGACUUGACCUACAACGGCAACACCCAGUUCUACGCUUGCGCUACUGGUGACAACGGUGGUUACAACAUCUACACCACCACUUCCAGUGCCGAGUCUGGAUGCGUUAAGAUCACUCUUAACACUGGCGGCAAGUGCGCUGGUUCCAACGGAUCUGGUAGCUCUUCUGCUGCCUCUUCGAAGCCCGCCUCUUCGGCCCCUGCCUCGAAGCCCGCAUCUUCUGCCCCUGCUUCAUCGGCUCCUGCACCCUCGAAGCCUGCCUCUUCGGCUCCUGCUUCGUCUGCCCCUGCACCCUUGAAGCCUGCCUCUUCCGCUCCCGCACCCUCGGCUCCCGCAUCUUCUGCUCCUGCCUCGCCUAUGCCUGCCUCAUCGGCACCUGCUGCAAGCCCCAUGACCGUCUACUCGACCGUCACCUCCACCGUCUACCACUGUGCUGCCAGCUGCACAUCUGCACCCAGCGCUCCCGCUUCCAUGCCCGCUUCCAUGCCCGCAUCCUCAGCACCUGCCCCUAGCGCUCCUGCCUCAUCUGCUCCUGCUGCAUCCAAGCCUGCAUCUUCUGCCCCAGCUCCCAGUGCUCCCGCCUCGUCUGCCGCUUCUAAGCCUGCCUCGUCGGCUCCUGCUCCAUCUGCCCCUGCCUCGUCUGUCCCUGCUAGCGGUACUGCCGGCGGCAACCACUGCGCAACUACCCUCUCCGGCGCUUACCAGACCCCUCACGCCAUCAUCCCUGUCAACAAGAACUCCCCGAGCACCAGCUACGGCACACAGUAUGAUGCUUAUUUCAGCUCUGCCAACAGCACCGUCUUCAACUUCGACAUUCCCUCAAGCUACUCUGGCAAGCAGUGCAGCGUCAUCUUCCUCCUCCCCAACAAGGAUCAGCUUGUUACCUCUGACUUCACCCUGUCUGGCUCCGGUGGUAUCAAGUUCGACCAGCUCUCUUCCCCCGCUCCCCUGAGCGUCAGCUACGCUACUUGCCCCGCUGUCAAGAGCACUCUUGGCAUGGUUGACAACGUUAUGCCCGGAAACAGCUACGUUGUCUCCACCAGUGCUUGCCAGGCUGGCUCCACCAUUUCCAUCCUCGCUAGCGCCACCGGCUCCCUCAACCUUGAGCUGUUCGAAGACUGGAACCCUAGCGCUAUCGGUCUUUUCAUCACCUCCUGUUAA
Molecule: messenger RNA, 1470 nt
Organism: Aureobasidium melanogenum CBS 110374
Lineage: Eukaryota; Fungi; Ascomycota; Dothideomycetes; Dothideales; Saccotheciaceae
Exons: 2
Coding region: 1-1470 (489 amino acids)
Source: RefSeq, a predicted model, not a curated record